GCUUCACUAAUUUCUCCGACUAUACUUCAUUCCGCCUCGACUUGUACCUCGAGGAAAUCACGAUUCGCCAAAUAUACUUCCCUUUGGGUACGCUGCGUCAACACUCCUAUGCCCUCCGUCAUGGAACUCUACAUCCGCCCUUUGUCCAUCGAAGAUCUAGAUCAAUGCGCAACUGUGGAGUCUGCGGCCUUUCCGCCUGCCGAAGCUGCGACUCGUGAAAAAAUCGAGUAUCGCUUAUCUGUUUGUCCUCAUAUUUGCUACGGGUUAUUUGCCCGGCAUGGGACAAGUACCGCAGAAGGGUGCAGACAACAAGGAGACAUCCCAAUCUUGACCAAAGCGCCUGACGGUUGGGGGAAUGACCGGCUCAUUGCACACACCAUUGCCACGCAGUCGGUCUCUCGGGCGGUCAAAGAUGAAGACAUGGCUUGCCCAGUGAAGUGGAAGACGGAGUCCACGGCUAUUCACUGCGUCGGGCAUAGACCUGAGGGCAGGUCCAUUGCGCUGCAUUCGCUUGCCGUUUCGCCGUCUUGGCAAAGGCUAGGCUAUGGCAAGAAACUCAUCUCGAUCUACAUUAAAGAGAUGAUGAAGAUUGGGCAGGCGGACAGGAUUUCAAUUCUUACUUAUGAUAGACUUGUACCCUACUAUCAGAAGUUGGGGUUCGCACACUUUGGCAAGAGUCAGUCUGAGUACGCAGGUGUCGUUUGGCACGAUUUGGCUUUCGAGUUCCGUCGUAUAUAAGAGUAUACUAGCCUAACAACCACGUCACAGUACACUAUGUCUAUUAUUUCCUCUCCCGUAUACGGAUAAUAUAAUGUCGUAAUGGUAUAGGUGGAUCCACUUUGUCAUCACAAAUAAGAUUUGUUGAAUAGACUCUCGUACGGUUCUCAAACAAAU
Messenger RNA from Colletotrichum navitas, 894 nucleotides. Its product is annotated as acetyltransferase. Bases 109 to 738 code for a protein of 209 amino acids. Gene Ontology annotation, cellular component: cytoplasm. NCBI's taxonomy places the organism in Eukaryota, Fungi, Ascomycota, Sordariomycetes, Glomerellales, Glomerellaceae. The record is from RefSeq and is a predicted model, not a curated record. The transcript is spliced from 3 exons. Gene Ontology annotation, molecular function: aralkylamine N-acetyltransferase activity.